ACACAAUCAUCCGAAUUGAUAUCAGUGAGCUCUCUACGUCUAUGUGAGCUGUCAAAGAAAAAACCGUAUAGUUCUUGAAAUUCAGUGGUUCUUUCAUGAAUUAGAUGCCAUUGCAAAUAGAUGGUUGGAUAUGAUGAUCAACUGAAAGAAUUAAGUCCAACUCAGUAUGCUUUGGCUGGUGCUGUGUCUGGUAUUACCACUCGACUCCUCCUUCAGCCACUUGAUGUGGUCAAAAUACGGUUGCAAUUGCAAGUUGAUCCACUAAAACAGAUAAGAUCUGAGCAAUAUCGUAGAAAGUACCGAGGCUUACUCCAAUCUUUGAGUAGAAUUGCAUCAGAAGAGGGUCUUCUUGCAUUAUGGAAAGGUCACAUUCCUGCACAACUCUUGUCUGUUUCAUAUGGAUGUGUACAAUUUAUGUCAUUUGAGGUGCUCACUAAGUUAGCUUAUCAAAUCAUUUCACCCGAAAAGUAUUUGGACCAAAAACCAAUUACCCAUUUCAUCUGCGGAGGUUUGUCUGGUUGCUGUUCGUCAGUAGUUGUUCAACCUAUAGAUGUCUUAAGGACAAGAUUAGUCGCUCAAGGAGAACCUAAAGUUUAUGUAAGUUUAUUACAUGCUGUAAGAGAAAUGUUCAAUGAAAAUGGAAUAAGAACAUUUUAUAAAGGUUUGUUACCAACUAUGCUUGAAAUCUUUCCUCAAACUGGAAUGCAUUUUGCUUUUUACACUGGAUUACAAAUGAUCUGGAAUAACCAUAUGAAAUCCUUGGUGGAUGGCAAUAUCUCAGUGAGCGAGAGUUUAUUUUGUGGUGCUAUGUCUGGUAUUCUUAGUAAAAUCAUUAUUCAUCCAUUGGAUGUUGUUAAAAAGCGAUUGCAGGUGGAAGGUUUUGCAAUCAAAGAAGUAGCCAUUCCCGGUCCUAAUGACAACAUGAAAUCACCAAGUAUGUUAAAUUGCAUCUGGAAUAUAUUGAAGAAGGAAGGAAUGCGGGGGUUUUACAAAGGAUUAAAAGUUAACAUAAUUAAGGGUGCAAGUUCGGCUGGUCUAUCAUUUAUGUCAUACGAACAAUGUUGUAAAUAUUUAAUGAACUAUUAAUUAAACGUCUAAAUAUACAUAUGCGUUAUUAUAACGAUCGUAUAUGUUAUGUAUUUUAUCCUUGAUUUAAAUGCCUAAAUAUAUAUACACGUUAUUAUAAA
This is a messenger RNA of Xenia sp. Carnegie-2017, 1187 nucleotides long. RefSeq names its product mitochondrial thiamine pyrophosphate carrier-like. Gene Ontology annotation, molecular function: thiamine transmembrane transporter activity. The record is from RefSeq and is a predicted model, not a curated record. Gene Ontology annotation, biological process: thiamine pyrophosphate transmembrane transport. Bases 121 to 1086 code for a protein of 321 amino acids. The transcript is spliced from 10 exons. Gene Ontology annotation, cellular component: mitochondrial inner membrane. Lineage: Eukaryota; Metazoa; Cnidaria; Anthozoa; Malacalcyonacea; Xeniidae.